Messenger RNA from Phodopus roborovskii (desert hamster), 2278 nucleotides. Its product is annotated as actin-binding protein WASF1. Gene Ontology annotation, molecular function: actin binding. Lineage: Eukaryota; Metazoa; Chordata; Mammalia; Rodentia; Cricetidae. The coding region runs from base 252 to 2252 and encodes 666 amino acids. The record is from RefSeq and is a predicted model, not a curated record. The transcript has 3 exons.
AGAGGGAAGAGAUCUAAGGGAGGAAAAGACCACAGAAAGGAAUCUGAUGAAACAGUUUGCUUGUCCUGUAACUGCUGACAACUUGAAGGUGAGGAGUUGGUGCCUUCACUCCUCCAAAGGCUUUGUGAUUAUCAGAUGUUGGAAAAGCGUAAAAUUUCAUUUAACAGCCUGGAAUGGACUGAUGAGAGUGGUGAAUGCUUAAUGCAGGGAUAUAGAAGUGCCUUUCAAGACUUUACUAAUACAAAUCUAACAUGUCGUUUAAUGAAGAAAAAUUUGAACAAUAUCUAAAUCAAUCAGGGACAAUUACUGAAAUUAAAGAUGAGUUCAUCUAUGUAAUUCUGACAUCAUUAAACAAAAUAGUGAGACGAGUAAAUGACCUUGAUAAAUACACUGAAGACCUAUUUGGAAAACUAGAUAAAGAGAUUCAUAGCAUCUCUUUUAAACUUAAGAUUUUACAAGAAAAUAUAAUCCAGUUAACUGAUGCUAUUACUCAUAAAAUUCCAAAUGAAGUGUUAUCCAUGCAAGUGUGGAAAUCAAGGAAGACUUUUCCAAGUUUAACUAUUGAAACACAGCAAGUACAGCAAGUAUACUCCUGCACAUCAUUACCUGUUAACAUCUUUGAAAGAAAUAAUGCUAAUAGAGCGAUACCACUUCUUACAGUGCCUUCACACUACCAAAAUGAUACAGAAGAUUCAAGUUCUUCUGACAGUUCAUUCCACUCAUGUUCACAUUGUUCCAAACUUGUAAAAGAAAACAUAUCUGUGAAUAAAGAACAAACAAGUGAGAAAAAACACAUACAGGACACACAUCUAGACCAUGCUAGUGAACCAAGAAAUUUACUACAGUGUCAACUGGUAAAAAAACCUAUCUCUGAGGAUCAUAUUCCAUCCUCUGGUAGUGCAGUAUCUCAUUCAUAUUUAGAUAAAUCUGAUGGUGGCUCUUUGUUAUACAUUUUUCCACUGAAUAAAAGGAAGCUUCAACGAAAGACUGUAGAGAACAUCUUACCUGGUGAGCAAGAACACUCACAUUACAAUAUUGGGCAUAUGAGCAAUUCACGUCCUCGUAUCCUUUAUGGAACUGGUAAGGGGGACGUGGUGCUCAGCCAGCCAUCUAUAAUUCAUUAUAAAUCAGAAGUAUUUGUCAACCCUCUAGCACCAGAAGCACCACCAUUACCAUCUGACUGGGCGAUCCAGCUUACCAGUUCUAAAAGUCCAUCUGCUCAUAGAGUUGUAAGAUCAACAGGCUCACCAUUAACAUCUUCGGUACUUGUUUUGGAAAAUACAACAACAACAACAACAACAACAACAACAACAACAACAACAUCUUCUUGCUUAAAGACUACAUCUAACAUAGAUCUAAAUAUGCCACCUGAAUUCACUUCAACACCAGAUUCUCUUGAAUGUUUUAAAGAAUCUUUUAAGCUGCAACCGGAUGAUCUAAGUCCACAAAGCCAAGAUCAAAUGAUCCCUCCACUUUUAUAUCCUUCAGUAAUUUCACUAAAUAAUAAGUCAUGGAACUCAGUUGUGGAUCUUAUUGACUCUGCUUUAGCUGUGCUACCACAACAUUCCACUUGUCAACCCAUAAAGUCUUUUGCACAAUCAGCUAAAUCUACAAAUUCAUUGCCAGUAUCUCCAUCCAAAUCAAGAUCUACACAUGAACCACUAUCAGAAAACCAAGUCCCAAAUACAUCAGAGUCUUUGAGUGCCCAAUUACCAAGUUCAUCCAGGGUACCACAAUAUUCUGUUCCAGUAUCUGUAUCAUCAAGCCCCCAAACAAAUCUGCCACCUUCACCAAAACGUUCUGUGAGCCACUUAACAAAACUUAUCGAAGCACAGUCAAGAUUACCCAUGACAAAUCCAAAAGGACAUUUGCAUUCUUCACAGUCAAAACUAUCAUGUUUCACCUCAACAAAAGUUACUACUCUACAAUCAUCAUUGUCUUCUGUGAAACCAACAUCCAUUUCAAACCAUAGAGCUGUAGCAAUAAGUCAGUGUGCAAUAGUGCCAAUGCAUCCUGGUGUGAAGCAAAGUCCUUCAUCUUCAUCAUUCCUCCCAAUAAUGAGCAAAGCAAGGAAAGCAUUGAUGGAAGCAAUAAGAAAAGGUGUUCGACUACGCAAAACUCGAGACAUCAUAUCAAAAGAUGUAACUAAGAUUUCUGAAAAUGAAGCAGAUAUGAUUCGGGUCCGUCGUAAAGCAAUGGGGUAUAAUUCAGGAAAAUCAGAUAGUGAGACGGAAUGGGUUGAAGAAACAUAAAUAAACCCAUCAAAAGUAAAAAAUAA